AUGAUUGAUCGACGGAGGAGAAAGGGGAUCCAAAGCAUUGUCAUUGUCUUCCUCACCAUUCUGGUUUUCUCUGCUAUCGCGACGCGAUGGAUCAAUGUAUCCAGUAAUGCAGGUUUGAUCCCAAGAGAAUUUGAAUCCUCCGAAACAUACAAGACCUUUAUUGCAAAACCUACAUGUUUGAUGAGCUGUUUUGAGAAACUAGCUGCGGCGCAGAAUAAUGCAACUUCAGCAACUGAGGAGGCGUGUCCAGAGUACUUUCGAUGGAUCCAUGAAGACUUAAGCCCGUGGAAAGAGACUGGAAUUUCAAGGGAAAUGGUAGAAAGAGGUAAAGAUGUUGCACACAUAAGAGUGGUUAUAGUUAGUGGUAGAUUAUAUGUGGAGAAAUACAAGCGCGCUUUCCAGACGAGAGAUGUUGUCACGAUUUGGGGAAUUUUGCAGCUUCUUAAGUUGUAUCCUGGUAAGUUACCGGAUUUGGAUCUAAUGUUCGAAUGUGAUGACAAGCCGGUCGUCAAGAAACAGGAUUAUGCAGGAAAUGAGGCCUUGGUUCCACCACCGGUGUUUCAUUACUGUGGUGAUGAUGAGACUUUUGAUAUUGUCUUUCCUGACUGGUCCUUCUGGGGUUGGACUGAAAUCAAGAUAAAGCCUUGGGAGAUCCUGAAGAGUGAGAUUAAAGAAAGCAAUGAAAAGCUUAAAUGGAUGGACAGAGAGCCUUAUGCCUUUUGGAAAGGUAACACAAAGUUGAGCAAAGUUAGACAUGAUCUCGUGGGAUGCAACUCUUCGACAAAUGGUGAAUGGAACAUCCGAAUCUUUGAUCUGGACUGGCAGCGCGAGCGUAAAGGUGGCUUCAAAACUACAGAUUUAACUACCCAAUGCACUCACAGGUAUAAAAUUUACUCCGAAGGGCAUGCAUGGUCUGUUAGUCAAAAGUAUAUUCUAGCAUGUGAUUCCAUGACUCUGAUCAUAAGUCCACACUACUAUGAUUUCUAUAGUAGGGGUUUGCUACCGGCGAUUCAUUACUGGCCGAUAAGUGAGAAUGACCUCUGUAAUUCUAUCAACUUCGCGGUAAAAUUUGGCAACAAGCACACUGAUCAGGUGAGAGAGAUUGGAAAAGCCGGGAGCAAAUUUGUUCAAGAACAGCUAAAAAUGAAAUAUGUUUACGACUACAUGUUUCAUGUCUUGUACCAAUAUGCAAAGCUCUUGAAGUACCAGCCAACUGUGCCUAAAGGGGCCGUGGAAGUGUGUUCGGAUACAUUUAUUUGCAACACAAAAGGGUUAAGGAAAAAGUUUAGGCUUUCUUCCAAGGUUGACAGUCCUUCAGAUUCAGGCCCUUGCAAUCUGCAACAUCCAUAUGAUCAUCGAACACUUGAAGCUUUUGUUAGGAGGAAAAGUAAUCUGACAAAGAAAAUUGAACAAUGGGAAGAGAGUGAUAUUUCAACAAGAAAGAAAUUUAAUCAGCACUUUAGUUCUGCAAGUUCAUCAAAUGCUGCAACAUUUAACAAUGCAGAGCUGAUGCACCAGAAAUCAGCUUUUGUUUUAUAA
This is a messenger RNA of Oldenlandia corymbosa var. corymbosa, 1539 nucleotides long. NCBI's taxonomy places the organism in Eukaryota, Viridiplantae, Streptophyta, Magnoliopsida, Gentianales, Rubiaceae. The record is from the annotation of a GenBank genome assembly.